This is a messenger RNA of Aspergillus pseudonomiae, 1659 nucleotides long. RefSeq names its product origin recognition complex subunit 2. The record is from RefSeq and is a predicted model, not a curated record. Gene Ontology annotation, biological process: DNA replication. The transcript has a single exon. Bases 1 to 1659 code for a protein of 552 amino acids. Lineage: Eukaryota; Fungi; Ascomycota; Eurotiomycetes; Eurotiales; Aspergillaceae. Gene Ontology annotation, cellular component: nuclear origin of replication recognition complex; nucleus. Gene Ontology annotation, molecular function: DNA replication origin binding.
AUGAAGCGCAAACAGACGGAUUCGGGCGAUGAGCGUCCUGUCUCGACGCCCAAGAGACAGAGGACGGCAGCAUUUAAUGGUUCGACGAAUGGAUACGAGAAUGGAGAAACCCCGGCUGGAGCGUCGCCGUCGAAACGGAUAAAGUCGACACCCCAGAAGCCCAGCACGGCGACACCCGCAGCAUUGAAAGAAUCCGGGCUGAAAACGCCUACACAAAAGUCCAAGGCAAAAGCUUUAUUUUCAACUCCUACCAAAUCUGCUGCUGUCUCCACCCCUUCGAGAGUACGGAACGCGGACCGAUCAGCGAAGAAGAAAAGCGCACGUCUUCUUCUCGAACAAGACGACGAGGAAGACUGGGACGGAGCUGAUCGCCUGGCGGAGGAAAUUUUGCAGGACGACAAUGAUGCGACUGCUGCAGAGAAUGGGGGUGGUGUAGUCGAGACGGUCGAGGCAGAGGAUGAAGCAAACAAGACUGCCCAAACACCAAAGCGCCGAGCAGGAAGACCGAAGGGUGCGAAGAACAAGCGUUCACCCACUCCGGAGGGUGAACUCCCGGCCCAUGAGCGGUACUUUUUCCAGAAUCGAGCCGGGCCUCCGCGGACAUCAAACAAUACACUGAAUAAGGUCACCCUAUUAACACACGAAGAGUACUUUGAGAAGAUGGCACAGUACACAGACCCGUGUCAGGAAGAGAAGGCAUUUUUACUCGAUGUACACCAUCGGUCAUUCCCGCAAUGGAACUUUGAGUUUGAACAAGGAUAUAAUAUUUGUCUGUACGGGUACGGCUCGAAGCGUCCCCUACUGCAGAAUUUCGCCGAGUGGCUAUAUCAGAAGAAUAAUUCUUCCCCUCCAUCCAUCGUGGUGGUCAAUGGGCAUACACCGAACAUUUCCAUUCGGUCAAUAUUCGCUACGAUUGUCACCGCCGUGCUCGGUGCUGACAUUCCCUCCAAAUUGGGUUCUCAGCCGAUAGAGGUGCUGGAGUUGUUGCAGUCUGCGCUGAAAUCACGCUCAUCACAACGGCCAAUCACCGUCCUAAUCAACUCCAUUGAUGCACCACCCCUUCGCAGAGCUGCGACCCAAGUCCUCCUUGCACGACUCGCUGCUACGCCCCAAAUCCACCUCCUUGUAACGGCCGAUACACCGAACUAUUUGCUGAUGUGGGACAUCAGUCUCCGUGAUCAGUUCAAUUUCGUCUUCCACGAUUGCACAACAUUUGCAGCGUUCGACACCGAGUUCGAUGUUGUAGAAGAGGUGCAUAACCUGCUUGGCCGCAAGGGGCGUCGUGUUGGGGGUAAAGAGGGUGUCGAGUUCGUGUUGAAGAGUCUUCCGGAGAACGCACGGAAUCUGUAUCGCCUGCUCCUGACCGAAAUCAUAUCAAUGUUCGACGAGGGCCAUAACUCGGAUGAUGAAAUGGAUGGUGGAGCAGGACGCGACGGGGAUGGAAAGGAUGAAGUCGGUAUUGAAUUCCGUUCGCUGUACCAGAAAGCUACCGAAGAGUUCAUCGCUUCCUCCGAGAUGAUGUUCCGGACGCUGCUGAAGGAAUUCCACGACCAUCAGAUGAUCACGUCAAGGUUGGACCCAAGCGGCAUGGAAAUUCUGGGCGUGCCGCUUCCGCGCGACGAAAUGGAGGGAGUUCUCGAAGACUUAGUGUUGAGUUAA